Messenger RNA from Thermothielavioides terrestris NRRL 8126, 180 nucleotides. RefSeq lists its product as uncharacterized. The transcript has 2 exons. Lineage: Eukaryota; Fungi; Ascomycota; Sordariomycetes; Sordariales; Chaetomiaceae. The record is from RefSeq and is a predicted model, not a curated record. The annotation marks the transcript as partial.
CUAAAAGACUAUAUAACAGUAUAUUUUAACAACGUCUUAGUAUACUUAAAUAGAAGCCUUAACCUAGACCUUAAGAAAUAUAUAUUUAUAAUAAAGGAAGUUAAAUAUCUAGGGUAUAUUAUAGAGGUAAAGGUCUAUAUCUACCUUAACCCUAAGAAGAUUAAAGCUAUCUAUAAGUAG